ACAUUACACGCCAGUCCAACGCAGUGCGUCGACACCAACGCACGUGCUGUCAAACAGAACGGUUGGUACGCGCGCGUUCGAAAUCCGAAAAUUUAAAAAACAAUGACAUUUUGGUGUUGUUUAUUUUAAUAGUGCCAAGUUGCCUUUGAAGUGCCAGUUCAGGAUUUGGAUUGUUAGUGCUUUGGAUUUGCGAGAUGUCAACUUUUAUUAGUUCUGCAACCACACAGGCUGAUGCGAAAGAUCACGUUUCAGAUCGUAUAUUAGAACGAGAUGCCGGCUUUGUUUCGGGUGGCGACGACGACGACUCGUGCUCCGGCCCCGCCCACUCCGACGACUCUGGGGUCAGGCUCGUCGAGUCCGACCUGAGGAAGAGAGAGUGCACACCGCCUCUCCUUCCCCCGCCGAAAAAACGACGGCUCGCCUCGAGCGAUGAACCGUCAGAAAGCACCAGCCCCUUCAGACCUUGGUCUUUCCCAGAAGAACCUCAAAGAGAACCGCUUUCUUUAGUCAAAAAGAGUGAAACGAGUUUGCUGCGGCAAAGAAGGAGGCCGGUCGAAGCACCUCCACCACCCCUACCUCCGCCAAGCGUCGAACCCACACCCGGCCCGCCUCGAGUACCCCCACAUCCAGGCGUCAUCGCAGAAUCCUCAUACACAGAUAAAUCAAAACCAAGAGAGCAAAGAAACUACAAAAACAUGACCAGAGAACGAAGGAUAGAAGCCAAUGCUAGGGAAAGAACGAGAGUCCACACCAUCAGCGCGGCUUUCGACACUUUAAGAAAGUCCGUGCCCGCCUACAGCCAUAACCAGAAGCUAUCCAAGCUCUCUGUCCUCCGAAUAGCUUGCGCAUACAUCGCUGCGCUGUCAGCGACGAUAGACCCUGAAGCUGAUCUAGCCUCAGCAGUGGAAUCCGUGACGCAAACGAUACACACGGAGGGGAAGUUAAGAAAAAAGAAAGACGAUCCUUAGAUCUGGAAGCCGUCUCGAACUAAGCCGUCCCCUAAGCCUAUUCUCAUUUAACUCUGGUAGUACAAAAAUGACAAUAAAGGGAUUAAUGAACUAUUUAUUGGAGAGUAGCGUAGUGCGUUUUACCACAUUUUAAAUCUCGUGAUACUUAUACUGUUCUGAGGUUGACGCUUGGUACAUAUGCACAACUGUUAGUUUAUAUUUUAUAUCAGUUCCUAUAAAAAAAUACACAAACAAUUAUAAAAACAGAAGUGUUCCGUGUAUGAGCGUAGUAAAAAUGGAAAUUUUCGGUUUAAGAACAAUUGCACCUAUUUUGAUAGAGCUCAGUCAAUAUCAUCCGAUAUUUUCCAUUUUCUAUCCAACCUAACAAAGCUUGACAUGAUUGAAAUGUAUGUAUUUAAAUAAAGGGUUCGCGAAGUUCACGCUUCCCAGUAAGAAUCUCUUAUUGACUGAUAUUCCAAGGUUUUUAGUAGUUAUUAAUGAAAAUAAUGAAUAUCCAGAAAACCUUUGCAUUUAUGAAGUGAAAACAAGAUAGAUCGUCAUUGAUAUGUCAGCUUUAGAAGUAGAUUGCAAUUUUAGUAAGUAUCUUGUUGUAACUUGUUUCAAGGUACUGUGGCCUACCGAAAAUACCGAAAUGCUCAGUUGUUUUUCGCGUUGACCUUACUUCUGGAUGUGAGGCGUUUUUGGAUUUAGCAACAAAUUCCUAGCCCUUAUUUCCAGAUUUGGUUCUUUAAAGGGCGAUCUGUUUUUAGAUGCGAGACCGGCAUACUUAUUAAAAUAACUUGUAUAGGUAAAACGUAUCUUUAUCUGGCGUUUCAUUAAUCUAAAUUCUGUAUGAGUAUGUCCGAAAUCGCAACAAAUUCAGAUAUCCGGAGACUAAUUGGCAUUUGAAUUUGACUGAAAGGUUCCAAGUUCCAGAAAGGCAUUAAACUGGCAGCUACUAUUGACCAGGUCGAAAAGCACUGAAAAAUCGAUCAAAACUAGUUCACAUAACAUCUAUUUGUGUUUGAAUUGAAAUUACAGAUACAUUCUUCAAAGAUAUAAUAGGUAUAAGGUUUAUACGCAAUGAAGAUAAUUUGACGUCCACAAGACACCCAAUAUUCUUUCAUUAAAUAAAAUUAUACUUGAUUAAUUAAAGUUUAUUUCGGACCGAUUAAUGCUGUCUUUUAAUGCCUACUUAGUUCGUUCGUUAGUUAGUUCCCAUAGCCAUUCCCAGUCCAGUAUUAAGAUAAAAUUACGAACUACCUUUAAAUAUAAUCGGGCUUUAAACAUAAUUUAUUACAAUCGAGUCAGUAAUUGUAAGGUAUAUUUUGUAUAAUAAGGAUGUAAGUUUUGUAAUAUGUUGUGUGGUUGAAAGCAAUGUGAUCCUUACGGCAGAUUCCAGGCAUUAUUAUAAAAUAUAAAUAUCCGACUAUUCAGAUAGAGGGUAAUGGUUUCGUAGAGUAUAAUAAAAGAUGUAUAAAAACAUGUAUAUACAUUUUAACGUAUAAAUACCUGCUGUGAAGUCCUCUACUGGACAACAAUGAUAAUACUUUGCUUGUUUAAUGACUAUUCCAGAAUUAUACAUUUGAUUAAAAAUGUUGAGAAACUUUAGGCAAAACAGAGUAAAUAAUUCCGGUCUCCGUACUUUUGAAAACGUAAUUUUUGGAACUAUUUAAAAAGAUAGGAAAAGAAUAAUUCUAAUGUCUAAAAUUACGUCAUCAAAACGUGAGAAGAUCAAAAAUAUUUAGACGUAAUGACCUCUAGAUUCUAAAGAUACCUACUAAUUUUCAUUCUGGUUUACCUAAUAAUUUCAACAUUUAUGUUUGAUAGACUUAAUGAGCUACAAAUUUUAACUAGAUUGCCUUGAACCUUGAACACAUAAUGUGAUAUAUUGUAAAUAGUUAGGAUAGAAAAAUAUUGGGUAUUAAGUAACACCUUCAUUAUAAUGAUCCUUAAAAUUCUUCGUACACAAAUUAUUCUCUUUUGAAAACCAAUAAGACAGUACAUGUAAUUAUAUCUUAUCAAAAACGAUAUGUUACGACAGAUAUUUUUGAUCACUUACGAUAUUAGUUCGUCAGAUAUUAAGGAAAAAAUAACCAAACGUGUGUAAACAUAAGUAUUACGUUCUCAUAAUGUAGCAAUGAUGUGAAUUUAUUUGCGAUUUACAAGAUAUUGUAACGUAUACUUAGUGAAAUGGAAUCCUGAUUUACCAUCAAACUAUUGUAUAUGUCAUUUAUAUGAGAUAAUAAAAUUGAUUUCCAUUCAGUCGUACAGUCAGCAACAGAAAUAUCUAAGUGAUCGAGUUGUUAAAAAUGAUCUGAGCACAAUAUCAGCGUGUCAGUGUGCAUAUCAAUUUGAACAUCCGACCCGUUUAGACAUUUUCGCUACGGACUCAUUAUUUAAUUGCAUGGGGAUCAAUGUUUCAGGAUACUGAAUGUUCAAUGUACAGUCUAGGAUAGAAAAAAAAACAAUGCGGUUAUUUUACGAAAAAUAUGAGUAAGUUCUUUAUGUUAGUUAUGCAUGACAGUAAGACUAUGUAAAUUUACACAUAUUUUUGAUCAAUUGACCGUAUUGAUAAUUUUACCCUACUGUACUGUUAAAUAAAUAAGAAUCGCGUAAUUGUUACAAACCUGUAAUGCUCAAACUGUAACUGAAACAAUAAAUAAAAGGUGUUAUAAGUCAAAAGUAAUA
This is a messenger RNA of Cydia strobilella, 3638 nucleotides long. It is a transcript of the gene net, whose product is annotated as transcription factor ATOH8. Bases 195 to 968 code for a protein of 257 amino acids. Gene Ontology annotation, cellular component: nucleus. Gene Ontology annotation, biological process: positive regulation of transcription by RNA polymerase II; sensory organ development; axon development. NCBI's taxonomy places the organism in Eukaryota, Metazoa, Arthropoda, Insecta, Lepidoptera, Tortricidae. Gene Ontology annotation, molecular function: E-box binding; protein dimerization activity; DNA-binding transcription factor activity, RNA polymerase II-specific. The transcript is spliced from 2 exons. The record is from RefSeq and is a predicted model, not a curated record.